AUGGCUUCAGCGUCAACCCAGUGUCUUGGCGUUGACCAGAGAUUACUAUUGCUCGAGCUGAGAUACAGCCUUGUCUUCGACGCCUCCACGUCAUCCAAGCUAGUACGCUGGGACCAAAGUGCUAAUUCGUGGAGCGGCGUGACAUGUGAGGACGGCCUCGUGGUUGGUCUCGAUUUGAGCGAAGAGUCAAUCUCUGGCGGAAUCAAUGGUUCCUCGAGCCUCUUUAGGCUCAAGUUCCUUCGAAGCCUGAACUUGGCAUUCAACGACUUCAACUCCAUUGCGAUUCCAUCAGGCCUCGCUAAUCUCAGCCGCUUGGCACAUCUCAACUUGUCCAAUGCUGGAUUUGCUGGGCAGAUUCCUGUGGAGCUAUCGUGCCUAACGAAGUUACGUACUCUUGAUCUCAGUCUUGUUUACAACAUUCACAAGGGUUUGUUGACACUUGAGAAGCUCUCUUUGAGGUCGCUAAUUGAGGAUAUGGGGGAGUUAAGGGAGCUAUACCUUGAUCAGGUCAAUGUGUCUGCUAAGGGAAGUGAGUGGUGCGAUGCAUUGUCUUCUUCAGUGCCAAAACUUGAGGUGUUGAGCAUGUCAUAUUGUUCUUUGUUUGGUCCUAUAGACCCUUCCCUUUUGCGUCUUGCUAAUCUGUCGAUCAUUCGACUCGAUGGCAAUGACUUGUUCUCCACGGUUCCUAGUUUCUUAGCGAAUUUUUCUAGCUUGAAAACUCUGAGCCUAGGGGAAGUUGGUCUAUGGGGAGAAUUUCCUCAUGAAAUCUUCCAAAUACAAACACUUCAUACCCUUGACCUAUCAUCCAAUGAACUCCUUGAGGGUUCUUUGCCAGAAUUUCCUGAGAAUGGUUCUCUUCAGACAUUGAUUCUUAGUGACACGAAUAUUUCCAGGAAGUUUCCAGAUUCAAUUGGUAAUCUUAGAAAUCUGUCAAGAAUAGAACUGUUUUACUGGUCCAAUUCCAUCACUUAG
Messenger RNA from Eucalyptus grandis, 972 nucleotides. RefSeq names its product receptor-like protein 6. The transcript is spliced from 2 exons. The record is from RefSeq and is a predicted model, not a curated record. Bases 1 to 972 code for a protein of 323 amino acids. Gene Ontology annotation, molecular function: protein binding. Lineage: Eukaryota; Viridiplantae; Streptophyta; Magnoliopsida; Myrtales; Myrtaceae.